Molecule: messenger RNA, 633 nt
Organism: Acanthosepion pharaonis
Lineage: Eukaryota; Metazoa; Mollusca; Cephalopoda; Sepiida; Sepiidae
Source: the annotation of a GenBank genome assembly
AUGUUUUUAUUAAUAAUUUUUAUCUAUCUAUCUAUCUAUCUAUCUAUCUAUCUAUCUAUCUAUCUAUCUAUUUUUAAUUGUCUCUUCAUUAUCUAUCUAUCUAUGUAUCUAUCUAUCUUUACUCGUCUCUUCAUUGUCUAUCUUUACGCGUCCCUUCAUUAUCUAUCUAUCUAUCUAUCUAUCUAUCUAUCUAUCUAUCUAUCUAUCUAUCUAUCUAUCUUUAAUUGUCUCUUCAUUAUUCAUCUAUCUAUGUAUCUAUCUAUCUUUUACUCGUCUCUUCAUUGUCUAUCUUUACGCGUCCCUUCAUUAUCUAUCUAUCUAUCUAUCUAUCUAUCUAUCUAUCUAUCUAUCUAUCUAUCUUUAAUUGUCUCUUCAUUAUCUAUCUAUCUAUCUAUCUAUCUAUCUAUCUAUCUAUCUAUCUAUCUAUCUAUCUUUACUCGUCUCUUCAUUGUCUAUCUUUACGCGUCCCUUCAUUAUCUAUCUAUCUAUCUAUCUAUCUAUCUAUCUUUACUGGUCUCUUCAUUGUCUAUACUGGUCUCUUCAUUAUCUAUCUAUCUAUCUAUCUAUCUAUCUAUCUAUCUAUCUAUCUAUCUAUCUAUCUAUCUAUCCAAUAUAUAUAUUUGUUACAUUUAA